Molecule: messenger RNA, 7775 nt
Organism: Diachasma alloeum
Lineage: Eukaryota; Metazoa; Arthropoda; Insecta; Hymenoptera; Braconidae
Exons: 5
Coding region: 130-4500 (1456 amino acids)
Biological process (GO): regulation of GTPase activity; signal transduction
Cellular component (GO): cytoplasm
Molecular function (GO): protein binding
Source: RefSeq, a predicted model, not a curated record
GGGGAAGCACGAUGGUGCUGUCAGUCUCGUUAACGUAUGGACGAUAACGCAAAAUACUGUGGGAUGAGUUGAACAUCUCAAGGACACAUUGGCACUGAUACUCAAAAAAUCAUGUAACCAUACUCUGCCAUGAGUGGCCAAGACCUUCAAGAGCACUCUUACGUGAAGGUGCUCUACGACUUUCAGUACAAAACCGCCGAAGGUCGUGAGAUCGCCAUAAAGAAAAAUGAGCGUCUCUACCUUCUACAGAAGACAAACGCCGACUGGUGGCAGGUGGUGCGAACCUGGGAGCAGCGCUCCUUCUACGUUCCUGCGACUUACGUCCGGGAAAUAUCGAAGACCUCCCGCAAGAACUCGGACGAGGAACGGGACGGCACCUUUGAGCCGCCAGACCACCCGAAAUACAAGAGUAUGCCGAAGGAGAGUCACUCAAGUGCCAUGAAGAACGUUAAAAAAUGGCUGGUGAACGCAAUGGAUACUAAACAAGAAUCCUCCAAGCAUUCCUUCAUAGACGACUCAUACAAGCACAACGCUAUGGAUUACCAGUCCCGUGCUGAGCUAAAGGUCGGUUUAGCAGCUAUAAAAUCAAAAUCCCUCGAGCGCGAUAGAAAAUACGGGCAGAGUUUCGACGAAACAUCCAAAGAAUCCACGAAGGAGCGAAAACAGUCCAAAGAAGCUCUGACAAAACUUCCAGAAGAGAGCGCUUCCCCAAAACCACUGACAAAAAGUUUCUCAACAAGCCCAAAAUCCUUUGACAUUCCCUCCAGGAUGGAGAUGUCCCUUCAGGACCCUUUCCGAAAGGAACUCAAGAGUUCUCUCGACCGUCGGCGUAAAAUCUCCGACAACACAGACUUCGACAAACUAAUAAACCAAAACAAAGAGGAAACAAAAAACCGAAGAAUUCGAACUCGAUCAUCUCGAUCAGACGACUCCCAGAUAGACAGCGAUUACGACGACAAAUUCGAUCGUAGGAAAUUCGAAAAGCCCCACAAUCUGGAGGAACCCAUCAGCAAAAACAGGAACAGCAGAAGUCUGGAGCUGGAAGCACACCAGUUCCAGAGGACCGAGAGGAGCCUGAGCCCGAAGCCCACGUAUGGAAGACAGCUGACGAUAGCUGGACAGAUACCCUCUGAUAACGACGAGGACGAUCACAGGAUUCUCAACGAUAAACGAAGAACUUGGGCUGUGGAGGAGCUCAUGUCAGAGCUAACUCAAAUGUGCAAAGAGAGAGGAAGCAACAAGAAACCAAGCAUUCAGAUUAAAAGUACAGAGAUAAAGAGUUUCGAUCCCCUCGACAAACUGACCCAAGAGCUCCACGAGAUGAAUCUUCUCAAGUCCGAGGGUCACACACCAACGACCCCAGGUGACUUCAAGUCCAGCUCCCCCAUGAACAUCUGCAAGAUCUCCAUAAACUCAGAGGAGAACAGUCCCGAGCACAAACUCACUGCUCCCCUCGAGGACGACGAAACCUCCAACAUAUCCGAGACAUCAGACAUCUCCACCGAGAACUCACAAUCAAAACCCUCUAGACACCGCAAAAAGUCCCCAAAAUCCGCAUUCACCUUCAAGAAAACCGACGCCAUAAUCUCGACGAAGCCAUUGCGUUCGCCAAAGUCCCCAAAGAUACUGGACGAGUACAAUGAGGCGAACAUUCUCAACGACGUUUCCCCCGAUGAGUUGCUCGAUGACGCUCGAUCGUUAUCUCGAGAUAAGCCUGUGUCGAGUCACUACCCAGAGCCGAUCCACUCGAGUUCUGACGCCAUCGAGAAACCAUGUUACUCGAACAUCAAGCCCCAGAACCCCGAGAAAGUGAGAAUGCGGCCAAAAUUGAAGAUAAAACCGAUGGACACUAGCAGUGAAUUGAAGUUGACACCAUCGUUGGAGAAAUUGGCGAGUGAGAUUAAGUUUCAGCCAGCUAAACGGACUAGUGAAAUUGGUGAGACUAAGAUGAGUGAGAGUUUGAGUGACGAGGGCCAUUACGAUGACAGUGGAAUACAGGAGGGUGUUGACAAGUCUGACGACUCGUGGAGUCGACUGGAUCCCCCAGAGCCGACCAAGGAUUACGCUAAAUUCAGGCAUAAGCUUGAGUACACAGGGAGCUUUAAGACGAAACGAGAGGGCAAGUAUUUUCGACGAAGGGAGGAGGACUCUGACGACGAUGACGAGGAGAGUUGGAAGAGGGGAUUGAAGAAGAGCUCGACGAUGUGCUGUGCAACGAUACCUGACGCCUAUCGUCGGUUCAGGAGGGAGAGUGAUAUCAGUUCGUUGGCAGCGAUGUCGAAUAAACGGAGGAGUCGAAGCUUGGGGGACUUGCACUGCCUGGAGGAGGAUGAGGAUGAUCCUCCGGAGGUGUUCAGCCCCAAGAAGGAGACUGUCAGCAAGCCUGUGCCUCUUCCGAGGACCAAGUUGCCUGCCACGUUGGAUAAGAUCGAGGGGAAGGUUAUGCCUUUGCCGAGGAGGAUUCAUAAGCGCGAGGAGGUGUUCUCUGAGGAUGACGUGUGGGUGCCCAGGACUGAUGUCUUCAGAAAUGCUAAGAUUGGACCUGGGGAUAUUAACAUCGAAUCUAGCACUGCCGUUGGGUUUAAGACGCUUCUGUGUACGUCUGACAGUGGAUCUGAUAAUUGUUUGCAGUCGAAGGAGUUGUUGUCCAGUACUGAUGGUCUGGAUGACAGUCGAGGGGGCAGGGCUAACAGGAAGAUGAGUGAUGUGGGGGCGAGGAGGGAGGGGGGCGAGGGAAAGAUCAGGGAGAGUGGAUCUGAUGAGCAGGUUCUCAGCUCCAAUGCCAGCUCGGAGGCACUGCAGAGCCAAUCGGAGUCGGAGGUCACUGCUGCUUUUGAAGGGUCGUCACAGCCGAGUCCUGUACAUCGGGGUGGCGAGGAGGGCUACGAGUGCGCUAUCGAUCUGCCUCCUGGGUGGAUCCAGAAGUUUGAUGAUAUCACUGAACAGAUCUGCUUUGUUAAUGAGGCGGGGGAUAGGUGGUUUUCAUCAAACGAUGCAGAGGGUAAAAUCUACUUUUUCGAAGAGAACAGCAACGAAUCAUCAUGGGUUCUCCCCACAAUUUCCCCUGGAAAAUCUCUCCCAAAGACAGUGCUCCAGAGUGAAGAGAAGCUUGAUAGAAACAGUAUUUCAACGAACGAUGUAUCCCUGACAAAAAAUACAUCGAGUACGUCACUCCCUGCGAGUCAGGGUCUGGCGAAUCGUGAUCUACCAUCGAAGAAAUCAGGAACGUCCCUGAAUGACUGGCCCCAGCUAUUCGAUGGCAACAUGAGAGUACUGAAAGAGGGUGUGAUAAGCCGAACUAAAAUAACGGAAAAUGGAAAGAAACUGAGAAAGAACUGGAGCACUUCGUACGCUGUUCUGACAGAAUUAUUUUUAUUAUUUUUCAAAGACGCCAAGACAUUCACAACUGUGAUGAAGAGUGGCCAGUCAUCGGUGGUGGCCAAGCCCGAUAUAUCUGUUGAUCUUAAUGGGGCGUUAAUUGAACCCGGGGAGAGAGCUAGUAGUAGGAAAAAUGUGUAUAUGAUUAGCACUGUUCUGGGACUCCAAGUGCUCAUUCAGAGUGAUAAUACUGCAUUGGCUGCUGAAUGGUUCCAGGAGAUUCAUGGAGUUAUCAGGAAAUUGCCAUCCAGUUCUCAAUCACAAGCAAAGCCCUUCGCCGGUCCAGCUCCAGAGAUGCGCAAGACCAGUAACAGUAAAUCCCCGGGGGAUUCCAAGGUUUCAGAAGAGUCGAAACGAUCUUCGAAGAUUGCUCGAUCGAGGUCGAUGAAGAUGAAGGGACUCGAUGAUUCACUGGAGGAUCUCAGCGGGACUGUUGCUGAGAGGCAGACGAAAAUCAAGGCGAAAUUACGGAGGUUCUUCCUGAGGCGGCCCACUGUUGAAUCUCUAGUUAAAAAUGGAAUUUAUAAAGAUGAACCAGCAUUCGGUUCAUAUCUCGCCGACGUAUGUCCCCCCGAGCAUCCCCGCGUUCCCGUAUUCGUAAAAACCUGCAUCGAAGUGCUGGAGAGUAACGAGGACAACAUGAAGACUGAUGGAUUAUACCGUGCGAGUGGUAACUUGAGUCAAAUCCAAAAAAUUCGUCUUCAAGUUGAUCAAUACAAACUCAGUGUUCUGUCCCAAGAGGAGGAUGUCCACGUGCUCACAGGUGCCCUUAAACUAUUCUUUCGUGAAUUGAAAGAGCCCCUCAUACCAUCGAGUUUCUUCAAAGAGGCAUUAAACGCCAGUAUGCUUAAGAAAACAUCAGCCAAGAUUCAGUGUUUUCGGGAGAUAGUUAAGGCUUUACCACCACCCAAUUACGAUACACUUCAAUUUCUACUGAAACAUCUGCUGAAAGUCACCUCUUAUCAGGAGUACAACAGAAUGCAUAUACCAAAUUUGGCUAUUGUAUUUGGUCCUACGCUGAUGUGGCCAGCUGAGGAGAGUGCAAACAUGGCUUUAGAUCUUAUGCAACAGAAUUUAGUUAUCGAAUGCCUUUUGUCCGAGUACAAUAAGAUAUUCAAAUAGAUUUUAAAAAACAAUUUAACGAAAUAAAUGAAAUUAUUUAUUUUUAGAUGAUUGCCGGUUGAUUGAACGUGAAAGUAUGAUUAAAUCAUUCAUUCGGUUGAGUGAUUUUUUCAUCGAGGGGAGUAGAGAAAUGAUCAUAUUUUUUUUUUAAUACUCUCAGAGUUUACGUUUUCAACACUACUCAAAAAUACCUUUGAUUAUUCUGUCAGAAUUUUUCAUCGAUUGUGAGACACAUUUAUGGGAUUAUAAUUAUCGUUAAACGUGAGGAAAAUAUAUUUUUGAGAUUUUAAACGUGAAAUUUAAUUACGUGUUUGGAUUUCGAUGAAUUUCUCUACUCCACUCGAUCGAAAAUUUAUGAUUUGUUUCAUUUAUCCGAUGAAAAUCAUUCCAAUUUCAAAGCUAGAACUCCCUAUGUUGAGUGUUGUUCGAGAGCCAAGUAUUUUUUUAGAUUAAAGAUUUAAUAAUGAGAAUUAUAAUAACUCGAAUGGGAGUUAUUAACUAACGAAUUCCCUGAUUCGUUAAAAUUCCGCGUAUUCCUUAUUUAAUUAUCGGAAUUCCUGCGAAACCUACAAAAAUGAAAACUCAUGCACAAAAAUUAUAAAAUUAAUUUUUUUAUCUAGUUGACGAGGAGAAAAAUUGAUAUAUUUAAAGAAAUGUGAAUACACGUUAACAGCUCGAUUGUAAUUUAUGUAAAUAUCUGAUUAAAAAAUAUUUUAUUGAUAGACCAUCAAACUCUUGGACAGGUGAGACGUGAAUUUUAAUUGAAAAUUACACUAGCAUCACAUUUGAGAUUUAUUUUUGACGUUGUUAUCGUGAGAAAUGAAGGGCCCGAUGGAAUUUUCCUGUGCCUGCACACACAUUCCCAAUUGCUAUCGUCGAAAUACUGUUCAGGAAGUCUUGAUAAUUCACGAAAAUACCAUGCACGUUUAUUCGUAUCUGACAUGUUCUUCAUACUGUAACAAAUCGAAAAUCAUUUGAAAUUUUUCAUCUGUUUUUCUUAUUAUUUCUCUGAUUGGAACCAAAAACAAACGUAAAGACGAAGUAUAGGAGAUAUAGGAGGAUGCAAUCUAGAGAUUUAGGUUCAGAGAGGGAUGAGUGAUAAAUCAGUAGGAAAGUGAUGAAAUGAUAAUUUAUAUCGACAGAGAUCUUCAAUUUAAUUAUCUUGUUAAUGAGGGGUUCAAGAGGGCUUUAUCUGGAUGCAUUUUUGUUAAAAAAUCGUUCUACGAUUAACAAAAAAAUAUCUUGACGUCUUUCUAUUCACUGGUAGAAAAUAUAACAUGAUUUUUCAAGUAAAAAUUGUUAGUUUAUCAACUGAUUUGAAUGAAAUUUUAUUAUAUUUUACCCAAUAAUAGUAUUUUCUUUUUUUUUAUUUAACGAACACUUGACAUGAUAAUGAAAAUUUAGGCAACUAUCAUUUGGAAUUUUCGAAUUGUUGAAGAUUCCGUUGGCAAUGGAUUCUCAUAUGAAUAAAAAAUAUAAAUAAUUGAAUUUUAAACUCAAUUCAAAGCUGCAAUAUUUAAAAUUAGUGUGAGACUUCCAAAUCAAUUUCAAUUAAUUUCUGCCAGUGUCAAAUCUCUCGUUCUGAGAAUAAUUGAUUUAUCAUUGUUACUGUUAGUAAUAUUUUGAUAAAUUUCAUUUUUUUUUCUUUUUUUUUAUUCAAUGAACACUUGACGUGAUGCUAAAAAUUCAGGCAACUAUUAUUUGAAAUUUCCAAAUUGUUGAAGAUUGCAUUGGCAAUGGAGUCUCAUAUGAAUAAAAAAUAUAAAAUAAUUUAAUUUUAAACUCGAUCGGCGUGAAACUUUCAAUUCAAUUUCAAUUAAUUUCUACCAGUGUAAAAUCUCUUGUUCUGGGAAUAAUUGCAUAAUUAUCGAUAAUUUCACCAAUCAACUACUGAAACAAUUAAUUUAUCAUUGUUACUGUUAGUGCCAUGGCAGAUGCCAUUGGUUAAAGUUUUCAGAUGUAAUAUUUUCGAUGAAUUUCAACGUGUCCAUGACGUUGAUAAUUAUUAACCCUUAAAUUCUUUAAUUAAUUCUCAAAUAAAUUAAUGAACGAAAUUUAACUGAAUGAAAUGAUUGAUUGAUGUCAAAUUCAAGGGAAUAAAAUUGAUAACUGCGUUCUUCAAGUGAAUCCUGAUGUUAGAAAUAAUGAAUAGUUGCCUUAGUGGUUGUUUCAGCAUUAAAGAAUUACUCCGGUUCAGUGUAGCAUCUGUGAAUUUCUUCACAUUUAUUGUAAUGACAGAAAAAUUAUUAAAGGAGAGAUAUAUGGUGGUAUUGUUCUUAUAUAUCGGUUCGACAGAAUGGAAAAAUUUAUUGAAAUGUUCGAUAGAUCGUGAGCUAUAUUUAUUUUUUAUAAACGAUUAUAUCGUGAUUGGGAUUGGAGAGGGCAAGUGAAAUGAAAAGGACAGGAGUGAUAAUGGAAUGAUAAUGGAUAGCCAAUUUAACGAAUCCUGCUAAAAACAAUCCUAUGAUAUUUUAUUUCUCUUGAUUCUCUCAUGCAUGUCUAGAGGAAGGAAAAUAGGUGUUUUAAAAUGAAUAAAAAUAAUUCUCAUUUCGCUUCUAAUACUUCCAUUCCAGUGUAAUGAGGAAUUAAUAUUUCAUGAGUGUAUUUCUAAAAAAACAAGGAAAAGUGUGAUAGAUCGUUUCAUUAGCACAUGAAUCAAUCGUAUUCGAUCCAGUUUUAGGUUUUCAAAUUCUCAGAGAAUAUAAAAAAAGAAUUAUCAACGUUUUAGAGCUAAGACUGUCGAUUAAAUAUAUGAGUAACAUCCAACAAAAUGUGUGGCAAGUAUUAGAUGAAUAACGAAACAAAUAAAUGAUAAAGUAAUGGUCCCAUAGCUUCCAUUAGUUUUUGAGUUAUAAAUCAAUGGAAUACGAAAAGAUUAAAUAACUGUAAUCGUUAAAUUCGUGCUUGAGAGUUUAAACGUGCAACCAAACCUGAAGAAAACCCAUAAGAAAUAUAAAUUUAAAUAAUUGAAGAUACGAUGAAUCAGAUUUUAUAAAUAUGGAUCAUUAGAAUGAAAAAUAUCAAUUAUUUUUAUUGAAAAUUUUACUUACGUUCUUUGUUUCAUGGCUUGAGGUGAGAUUUGUUAGUUAAUUGAAUGCGUUAUAUUUUGUAUUGAUUAAAAAACUUUGUACCAAGAAAAGUUUUUGUCCUUUUUUUUAGAAUCCAUUUUUCAGAUUGUUUUGAAUUGUAUUGUGUUACGAUGUAGCGUUUUUAUUGUACAUAAAGAGUGUGCAGUACAUAUACUCGGAAUAAAAGUUAUAUUUAUUGUUAUUAAA